CCAUGUGUUGAGCAUGGUUCUAAAACAAUAAUAAUGAUUAAAAAGAAAAAACAAUGUAUAUAGAACUGUAAGUGACUGAGCCGAAAACUCUGCUCCUCCGAUGGGAUCGGUGAACAAAAACGGCAAUGAGGAACCACUUUUGUUAUCCAACAACAUCGGUAAGCCAAAUCUCCACGAAUCUGACGGCGAGUUGGAGAGACUUUUAUCGGACACCACCGUGCCAUUUCUCCGCCGUGUCGGCUCAGCCACGUGGAUUGAGCUUAGACUUCUGUUCUUUUUAGCUGCUCCAGCUGUCUUCGUUUACCUAAUUAACUAUGUCAUGUCUAUGUCCACACAAAUCUUCUCCGGCCACCUUGGUAACCUUGAACUCGCCGCUGCUUCCCUCGGCAAUACCGGAAUUCAAAUGCUUGCUUAUGGCCUCAUGUUAGGAAUGGGGAGUGCGGUUGAGACACUAUGUGGACAAGCAUUUGGAGCAGAAAAGUUUGAAAUGUUGGGAACAUAUUUACAAAGAUCAACUAUUCUUCUAACUAUAGCUGGUUUAUUUCUCACUGUUAUUUAUGUCUUAAGCGAACCCAUUCUUAUUUUUAUUGGACAAUCUCCAACAAUCGUGUCUGCAGCAGCGGUUUUUGUCUACGGGCUUAUCCCACAAAUAUUCGCUUAUGCUGUUAAUUUUCCAAUUCAGAAAUUUCUUCAAGCACAGAGUAUAAUUUUCCCAAGUGCGUAUAUUUCAGCAGCCACGUUGGUGGUUCAUCUUGUGCUUAGUUAUGUUGUUGUGUAUAAGAUUGGUUUGGGCAUAUUGGGCGCAUCUUUGGUUUUGAGUUUAUCAUGGUGGAUUAUUGUUGUGGCCCAAUUUGUUUAUAUUGUAAAGAGUGACAGGUGUAAGUACACGUGGCGUGGCUUCACUUGGGAAGCGUUUUCUGGCUUGCCUGAGUUUUUUAAGUUGUCGGCGGCUUCAGCUGUUAUGUUAUGCCUUGAGGCUUGGUACUUUCAGAUUUUGGUUUUGUUGGCUGGGCUUCUUCCGCAACCUGAGUUGGCUCUUGACUCUCUUUCUAUUUGUACGACUGUUAAUGGGUGGGUGUUCAUGAUCUCUGUUGGAUUCAACGCAGCUGCAAGCGUGAGGGUGAGCAACGAACUAGGAGCAAGAAAUCCAAAAUCAGCAUCAUUUUCAGUGAAAGUGGUGACAUUGAUAUCAUUCAUAAUAUCAGCAAUAGCAGCAUUAAUUGUGCUUGCGUUGCGUGAUGUUAUUAGCUAUGUUUUCACUGAAGGUGAAACUGUCGCUGCUGCUGUCUCUGAUCUUUGCCCACUUCUCUCUCUUUCUAUUCUCCUCAACGGCAUUCAACCCGUCUUAUCUGGGGUGGCUGUUGGGUGUGGAUGGCAAGCUUUUGUUGCUUAUGUGAAUGUCGCUUGUUAUUAUGGAGUUGGCAUACCUUUGGGGGCUGUUCUCGGCUUUUACUUCCAAUUUGGUGCCAAGGGAAUAUGGCUAGGAAUGCUUGGUGGAACCACUAUGCAGACAAUUAUUCUAAUUUGGGUCACAUUUAGAACGGAUUGGAACAAGGAGGUGGAAGAAUCAGCCAAGAGGUUGAACAAAUGGGACGACAAAAAGGAACCCCUUCUUCUAAACUAGAAAAUGGGAUAACUUGUUUUAUGAAGAGAUCAAAGUAGAAAAUAAACUAUUUUUUAAAAAGGCAGAAAUGGGCUAGCACUAAUAACAUAGUAUGGUCUCUUCAAGCUUUUAUUCUUUUUUUUUUUUUUUUUGAAGACACAUUUCAUUUAAGGUGGUGUUUAGGGUAAACCAUAAUGGAAGUAGUUUAUGGUUUUCAAUCAUAGUUCAUAAUAAACUACUUCCCAUUUGUACAAUGGGUAUUAUGGUUUUUAAAAAAUUACAAAUAAAAUAAAUUACAACCUGAUAAUCACAACAGUUCAAGUAAUUUGAAUUGGUAAAAGAAAAUAGGCAAAUGCCACCUGUGCCGUGUGGGAAUGAAUUUGUGUGAAUUUCUACAUUUUCUUAUUUGAAUAUUUUCUCCUUUUUGGUCAUGUCAUGUAUUUUUCAGAUCUUGAAAAAAAAACAUUCUCUAAACUCAUUCAUAUACAAAUUUAAGGUUGUUAUUGGAGAAGGAAAAAUGCAACUGGUGACAUAGGGAAUGGGUGCUGCACUAUUUUUUAUUGUAUUUGUGUUUUGCAUAUUGUCAUAGAUAUGAAGGAAUUUUGAAGUCAAGGAUGACUACUCUUUCUUGUACGUUUAUUUUUUUUGGGAACCCAUUUUUUUAGUUACAACUUGUUUUCAUUAAAUUAAGAUUUUUUUUCUUUCUUUACAUAAAAAGAUGGUUAGGCAGUAUCGCAAUAGAGGUAAAAGGGAAUUGCAAGAAAGAGAAUUUGAAUAGAGGUUAAAUUUGGUGUGAUGUUAUCUAAUGAAUAUGUGGAACUUAUUUUGAUUUAAGGAUUUAAAA
Cicer arietinum (chickpea) is the source of this 2447-nucleotide messenger RNA. Its product is annotated as protein DETOXIFICATION 40-like. Gene Ontology annotation, cellular component: membrane. The record is from RefSeq and is a predicted model, not a curated record. Lineage: Eukaryota; Viridiplantae; Streptophyta; Magnoliopsida; Fabales; Fabaceae. Gene Ontology annotation, molecular function: antiporter activity; xenobiotic transmembrane transporter activity. Gene Ontology annotation, biological process: xenobiotic detoxification by transmembrane export across the plasma membrane.